Sphenostylis stenocarpa is the source of this 198-nucleotide messenger RNA. The record is from the annotation of a GenBank genome assembly. NCBI's taxonomy places the organism in Eukaryota, Viridiplantae, Streptophyta, Magnoliopsida, Fabales, Fabaceae.
AUGAAAAAUUUUGGAAGUGAUGAUGAUAAAGAUGGAAUAUUAAAAGAAAUAGAAUACAUAAGGAUUCCAAGGUUGCUCUCCCUUUACAUAACUACUAGUCAUUACAUUACACUACUGGCCACUGUUCAUAAAAGCUUGCUUUCAACUGAUAGGGGCGGUGCCCUUAGUGUAAGGGAAUCUCACGUGACAAGGACGUGA